AUAGGAUUAGGUCGAAGACCUGAAGACCUCUCUGCUGAGCAGCAUCGACUUGCUGUGAAAAUGAAACCCUCCUUUUUGGAAUACUUAAGCUACCUUCUCAAUUUCAUGAGUGUCAUAGCUGGCCCUUGUAACAAUUUCAAAGACUACAUAGCCUUCAUCGAGGGGAGACAUACACACAUGAAGUUGCUGGAAGUGAAUUGGAAGCAAAAAGGUUUCCACGGCUUGCCAGAACCUUCUCCCACUGGAGCUGUGAUACACAAGUUGUGCAUUACCUUGGUGUCUCUUCUUUUGUUUUUGACAUUCACGAAGACCUUCCCUGUCACUUGCCUUGCUGAUGACUGGUUUGUCCAUAAAGCAAACUUUCUGACUCGACUGUGCUACUUGUAUGUUGUCAUGCAAGCCUCAAAGCCCAAGUAUUACUUUGCGUGGACAUUAGCUGAUGCAGUGCAUAAUGCAGCUGGCUUUGGGUUCAGUGGAGUGGAUAAGAAUGGAAAUUUCUGUUGGGAUCUACUUUCUAAUCUAAACAUCUGGAACAUUGAGACUGCCACAAGUUUCAAAAUGUACUUAGAAAACUGGAAUAUUCAGACAGCUACUUGGCUAAAGUGCGUGUGCUAUGAGCGGGUUCCACAGUACCCCACGGUGCUAACCUUCAUCCUGUCUGCUUUGUGGCACGGUGUCUACCCUGGGUACUAUUUUACCUUCUUAACUGGAGUCCUUGUCAGAUUCGCAGCUAGAGCGGUAAGGAACAACUACAGACAUUACUUCCUUUCUUCAAAAGCUCUCAAAGCUAUUUAUGAUGUGGUCACCUGGGCUGCCACUCAGCUGGCUGUCACUUACACAGUCGCACCUUUUGUCUUGCUGGCUGUCGAACCAACUAUCAGUUUAUACAAGUCCAUGUACUUUUAUUUGCACAUCAUUAGUCUCCUGAUAAUACUAUUUCUGCCAAUCAAACCACAAACUCAUACUCAAAGACGGCUUCAGACUCUGAACUCUGUUGAUAAGAAAAAAACAGAUUGAUACCUCCAAGAAAAAGUGAACAAGUAAAAACUGCAAAACAUUGGAAAGAGGAGACAAAAAGGCUCGAGGGUUUUCCUGUGACUUAGAGGCAAUGUUUACAUGCAUCUUUUUUUUUUUUUUAAGUGCAGGGAGUAUUUUUACAAAGCC
This is a messenger RNA of Galeopterus variegatus (Sunda flying lemur), 1164 nucleotides long. Its product is annotated as lysophospholipid acyltransferase 1-like. Gene Ontology annotation, biological process: lipid modification. Gene Ontology annotation, molecular function: acyltransferase activity. The annotation marks the transcript as partial. The record is from RefSeq and is a predicted model, not a curated record. Gene Ontology annotation, cellular component: membrane. The transcript is spliced from 8 exons. Lineage: Eukaryota; Metazoa; Chordata; Mammalia; Dermoptera; Cynocephalidae.